AUGUCUGUUCCGAAACCUACGGAACUUGCACAUGUCUUUUUGGCCACAGCAAUAGUUUCAAUUAGAAACAACUUUGGUGUAUAUCGGAAAUGUCGAGCUGUGUUGGAUAGUGGCUCGCAGGUAAAUUUUUUUUCGAAGGGAUUUGCUAAGCUGCUCCAACUCCCAUCAAAGAGGACCAUAAUGCCGAUAGGUGGUAUCGGUGCAAGUACAACGCAAUCCACCAGCACAAUAGACGCUCACAUGAAAUCCUGCAUAAAGAACUUUGGUGUUAACAUCAGUUGCUAUAUAUUGCCAGUAAUCGUCGAGGAAUUGCCUUCAGUAACACCACCCAAGAAAGGAUGGCAAAUUCCUGAAGGCUACGCAUCAUUACUAGCUGAUCCCUCGUUCUGCCAAGCAGGACCGAUCGACCUAUUGCUUGGAUGUGGCAUUUUCUUUGAUUUAAUGGAAGCGCAGCGCACCCCACUGGCGUCAGGAACGCUUUGUUUACAGGCAAGUAAACUUGGUUGGUUAGUUACAGGAGGAAUCCAAUCAACCUGUUUACUAAGUAUUGGGGAGUCAUUAGAAGACAGGUGGGGAGGACAAGAAUUUGUAGAGGACAAUGACUAUGGUCGCCUAUCUAAAGCGAACAGAAGAUGCACCGAAGAACAAGAAGCAGCUACACAUUUCCAAGAAACAAUGAAACGUGAUGAGGAAGGACGAUUUGUGCUGCGACUGCCCAUAAAGCACGGAAUUAGCAAUCUUGGUAAGACCCUUGAUAUGGCCACAGCAAGAUUUAUGAGUGUUGAGCGCAGGUUGCAAAGAGACGAGAGCCUUAGAGAUGCGUAUGUUGCAUUCAUGAAGGAAUAUGAAGCCAACGGUCAUAUGGAGGAAGUAGAUAACAUUAGUACCCCCAACCACACGGUUUUAUUUGCCACACCACCCGGUUCUGAAGGAGUCCAGUUUGACUACCAAGUUGAGAGUCGUAUUUGA
Messenger RNA from Metopolophium dirhodum (rose-grain aphid), 969 nucleotides. RefSeq lists its product as uncharacterized. Bases 1 to 969 code for a protein of 322 amino acids. The record is from RefSeq and is a predicted model, not a curated record. NCBI's taxonomy places the organism in Eukaryota, Metazoa, Arthropoda, Insecta, Hemiptera, Aphididae. The transcript has a single exon.